CAGCAGUUCGCCACCAAAUACCAAAUAUCAUAAUCAGAGAUAUCUCUAAUGGCGAGCAGCGGCGGCAGCGUUCUAGCGACGCUGGAUUCAUCGAAAACGCAAUGGUACCACUACAAGGCGGUGAUCGUCUCCGGCAUGGGGUUCUUCACCGACGCCUACGACCUCUUCUGCAUCUCCCUCCUCACCAAGCUCCUCGGCCGCAUCUACUACCACGUCCCCUCCUCCCCCAAGCCCGGCGUCCUCCCGCCCUCCGUCGCUGCCGCCGUCAACGGCGUCGCCCUCUGCGGCACCCUCCUCGGCCAGCUCUUCUUCGGCCUCCUCGGCGACAGGCUCGGGCGCAAGAAAGUCUACGGCCUCACACUCGUGAUCAUGGCCUUCUGCUCCAUUGCCUCCGGCCUCUCCUUCGGCAGCUCCCCCAAAUCCGUCAUGGCCACCCUCUGCUUCUUCCGCUUCUGGCUCGGCUUCGGCAUUGGCGGCGACUACCCCCUCUCCGCCACCAUCAUGGCCGAGUACGCCAACAAGAAGACCCGCGGCUCCUUUAUCGCCGCCGUCUUCGCCAUGCAGGGAUUCGGCAUCCUCACUGGCGGUCUGGUCGGCAUGGCCGUCUCGGCGGCGUUCCGCGUCUGCGUGGCUGCCCCACCCUACUCGGUGGAUCCGGUGGGGUCCACCCCGCCUGAGGCCGACUACGUGUGGCGGAUUGUCCUGAUGCUCGGUGCCCUCCCGGCGGUGCUGUCGUACUACUGGCGGAUGAAGCUGCCGGAGACCGCCAGGUACACUGCCCUGGUCGCCAAGGACACGGAGAAGGCGUGCCGGGACAUGGAGAAGGUCUUGAAGGUUGGAAUCGAAGCGGCGGCGCCGGAGUCGGAGUCGGAGUCUGAUAAAAAUUCAUUCGGCCUCAUAUCCAAGGAGUUCCUCUGGCGGCACGGGGUCCACUUGAUCGGAACGGCGAGCGCGUGGUUCUUGAUCGACAUCACCUACUACAGCCAGAACCUCUUCCAGAAGGAGAUCUUCACCGCCGUGGGGUGGCUGCCGGCGGCCAAGACGAUGAGCGCACUCGACGAGGUGUUCAAGAUCUCACUAGCCCAGUUCCUCAUCGCCCUCUGCGGCACCGUGCCGGGGUAUUGGGCGACGGUGGCGCUGAUCGACAGGAUAGGGCGCUUCUGGAUCCAAGCGCAGGGAUUCUUGCUGAUGACGGUGUUCAUGGUGGCGCUGGCCGUUCCGUACCACCACUGGACGUUGAACAAGGCGGGAUUUCUGGUGAUGUACGCGCUGACCUUCUUUUUCGCGAAUUUCGGGCCCAACAGCACCACCUUCAUUGUGGCUGCGGAGAUAUUCCCGGCGAGGCUGCGGUCGACGUGUCACGGGAUAUCGGCGGCGGCGGGGAAGGCGGGGGCCAUCGUGGGGGCGUUCGGGUUCUUGUACGCAGCGCAGAAUCAAGACGGGAGGAAGACGGAUGCUGGAUACCCUAGUGGGAUUGGGAUAAGGAAUUCGCUGUUUAUAUUGGCCGGGAUUAAUAUGCUGGGCUUGCUCGCCACAUUCUUGGUGCCGGAGCCUAAAGGCAGGUCGCUUGAAGAUAUUUCUCAAGAAGAACAACGUCACCAAGAAUCUCAAGUUUGAUUAGGGUUUUCUUAAUUUUUUC
Salvia miltiorrhiza (redroot sage) is the source of this 1639-nucleotide messenger RNA. Its product is annotated as probable inorganic phosphate transporter 1-5. The transcript has a single exon. Lineage: Eukaryota; Viridiplantae; Streptophyta; Magnoliopsida; Lamiales; Lamiaceae. Gene Ontology annotation, biological process: transmembrane transport; phosphate ion transport. The record is from RefSeq and is a predicted model, not a curated record. Gene Ontology annotation, cellular component: membrane. Gene Ontology annotation, molecular function: phosphate transmembrane transporter activity. The coding region runs from base 49 to 1617 and encodes 522 amino acids.